CCUCGCCCUUGGGCCGUGAAGGGUCCUUCCAGAAAUGGGCCAAUGGGGAUCGGCCUGGUCUCUCCGCGUCACCAGUCUCCGGGCAGCCUCGCCCUGGCCUUCCCGCCCGCGGGUCAUGUGACGGGCUGAGUGACCGUUGGGAAGGCCGAGGCCUGAGCCGGGAGCGAGGGGGGAGGGGCGGGGAGGGGCGGGGCCUGCCUUCUUCCUUCCUUCCUUCCUUCCUUCCUUCCUUCCUUCCUUCCUUCCUUCCUUCCUUCCUUCCUUCCUUCUCUCCGAGCCCGAGCCUGCGGCCUCGUCCUCCGCCUCGUCAGUCCUGGUGAGUCUCGUUGCCAGGCCUCCUCCCGAGGGCCCAAGAGGAGCCAAGGCCCAAGGGAGGGAGGGAGGGAGGGAGGGAGGGAGGGAGGGGAGGCCGAGGAGGGCCCGGGCCUGGCCCACUCCCAGGCGGGCCUUCCUCUCUCGUUCUCUCCCUGGGAACACAGGCCACCACCGCUCUCUCUCUCUCUCUCUCUCUCUCUCUCAGCCAGGCCUGGGCAAGCUCCGGGCCUCCCUCCGGGGCGGGGUUUUGGACUCCAACUCCCAGAAGGCCUCCCCUCAGGCCCCGCAGGCCUCACCUUCACCUCCACCUCAAGACUGCGGAGAGAGAGAGAGAGAGAGAGAGAGAGAGAGAGAGAGAGAGAGAGAGAGAGAGAGAGAGAGAGAGAGAGAGAGAGCAAGGGACUGGGGAAGGGAGGUCAACAGACCAAGAGAAGGAAGGAAGGAAGGAAGGAAGGGCGCUCGGAAAGGGAGGGGCCCCCAGGGAUCAGCUGGCAUGGACAUUCACAACAGAGGGACAUGCAGACAAAGGGAGAACAACAACAACAACAACAACAACAACAUUUGUAUCCUGCCACCAUCUCCCCCAGAGGGGACUCGGCGUGGCUCACAGAAAGAUCCCAUACAAAACAGGAACAAUAUACAAGACAGCAAUCAACAAGAAGCCCUGCUUGACUCUCAAGCCAAAAGUGGGUGGUAGAAAUCACAUGGUACAAAAGCUGACUGGCACAACCUGGGGAUCCCAACCAGGCCCUGGAAAGACAGGCGCUUGGCUCCUCUGCUGCUGAAUUCACAGGCCCAGUGGGGAAGACAUCUCACCACGUUCAAACAGUGGACGUGGCUCUUCAUGAGACAUGCCGCACCCUCACAGGAUGUCUGCGCCCCACACCACUGGAGAAAUGAUACUGUUGAGUCCCUCUGGGGAGAGAGGGCAGUCUAGAAAUGAAAUGAGGAAAUGUGAUUUUUGGCCGAGAAUCUCAGAGUAGAGCCUGUGGAGGGAUUUCCUUCCCUUGAAAGAAAGAAGAGGAAGGAAAAGCAUCUUGGAUACGGUUGGGUUCUUCACCAGAGUGGUUCCAACAUGGAGAGACCCAACUCACGUGGGCCUGAAGCAGGACCUGGGGGCAGUGGGGAAUCCUGGGAAAGAACCAGACAUGAGUCCCUGAGUGUGGACCUUGACAGCUCGGACACACAGCGCCAGCGCUUCAGGCAGUCCUCCUACCAAGAGGGUGAAGGACCCAGAGGGGUUUGCAGUCGUCUCCACGAUCUGUGCCGCCAGUGGCUGAAGCCAGAGCAGCACACCAAGGCCGAGGUGCUGGACCUGGUGACCCUGGAGCAGUUCCUGAGCAUCCUGCCCCCAGAGAUGGGGAGCUGGGUCCGAGAGUGUGGGGCAGAGACCUGUUCCCAGGCGGUGGCUCUGGCGGAAGGCUUCCUCCUGAGUCGGGCCGAGGACAAGGAGCAGGAAGGACAGGUGAGAGCAUUCCCUCUGGGUUUCACUAACCUGGGGACUGAUGGACAGGUUAAACGUGCAUCCUGCCUUUCUUCCAAGAUGGGACCGAUGUGGGGGAUAAGCAAGGCCCUGCUCGCUCGGCCUCUUUCCCCACCUGCUCUGCCCCUCCAUCUCUACCGUCAGCUUGGUUGAUGCUCUGCUCAAGAU
Messenger RNA from Anolis carolinensis (green anole), 1966 nucleotides. RefSeq names its product zinc finger protein 24-like. The transcript is spliced from 2 exons. Bases 1391 to 1951 code for a protein of 186 amino acids. The record is from RefSeq and is a predicted model, not a curated record. NCBI's taxonomy places the organism in Eukaryota, Metazoa, Chordata, Lepidosauria, Squamata, Anolidae.